This is a messenger RNA of Cygnus olor (mute swan), 12528 nucleotides long. RefSeq names its product RAP1 GTPase activating protein 2 (gene RAP1GAP2). Gene Ontology annotation, molecular function: GTPase activator activity. The record is from RefSeq and is a predicted model, not a curated record. The transcript has 23 exons. Bases 6301 to 8358 code for a protein of 685 amino acids. Gene Ontology annotation, cellular component: plasma membrane; cytoplasm. NCBI's taxonomy places the organism in Eukaryota, Metazoa, Chordata, Aves, Anseriformes, Anatidae. Gene Ontology annotation, biological process: activation of GTPase activity; regulation of small GTPase mediated signal transduction.
CGCUGCACCCUCCUGCUGGCGGCCCCGGCGCGUGGGUGUGCCGUCCAGGCGGGGUGCUGGUUUUGGAAACUGAAGCCAGUGAAGAGCAGCACUUCCAACGCAGCAACUGUACCAGUCUGGGCUGUUCUGAGCGGAGCAGAAGUAGGUGGUUUCUGGAGAUCAGCCUGCAGCAUGUUCAGACACCAUCAGCUACAGAGGGGCGUGCGUGCCAAUGGGCCUGAUCCUGCGCUGCCUGUUACGUUAUGCAAUCCCCAGCAGUGAUGCCAGGCAGGGGGCAAAGCCUGAAUGCUGUUACCCCUCUGAUCAGCCCCCCAAGCUCCCCUGUGCUGCUCGAGUGGCCGCUUGCCCAGGCGGACCACGUGGCCCUACGGCAGGGCUGGUGGCGUGCCCACCGCUGGCUUCGUGCCCACCACCAGCUCUGUGCCUGCAGGACCCGGCCAGUGUGGCUGCUGGCCCCUGAUCUUUGGCCGCAGUGGAGCCAGUGGGUUAAGGGACUCAACUCUGCUGCUGCUGUCAGAGUAACCUGAGUAAUCUGUGCAAUAACAGAGUUUCCAGACAAAGGAAAUGGUAGCUCUUCUCCCUGGGUUGCUGCAAAGUAUUCAAUAUGCUGCCACCCGGGAAAUUACUCAUUAAGCUGGAGAAGAUGAGAUCGAUGAGAGGAUUAUGUGAUGGCUAAGAACCUGGUUAAAUGGUUGUCAAGAGCAAGGGGGCUUGGAAAUAGAAUAUUGAGCUGGAGGAGAUUAUUAGCAGAGUUUCUCAAGUUUUGGUUCAUUUGUACUUUUGUUGAUGACCUGGGUGCACAAAGUUGGAGCGAGCUGACAAAGUUCACUGGUGACACGAGGUGUGGCACCUCGAUGGUAUUGCAGAGGAGGAGAGGACUCAGCGCUGGGAGACAGGGGGGAGCGGGACAUGGGGGUGCGGCAGUGGGUCACGUUGGCCUCAGGGCGUGGGGCAGAGGCAUGACCCUGCCCACGGCGCAGCAGAGGCACAGGGAGGCAGAGCACAAUGCACGUGCCUUGUGCCGCUGCUCCUCGCACUGGCUUGCCCGGCGUCAGCAUGGCGGAGACCUGGCAGCUGGGUCCUGUCUGGAGCCGGGUGGGAGCAGAGCUGGGGCAGCUCUCCUCGCUCCUCCCCGAGGGCAGAGACACCUCAGGCCUCUGCAGCAUCCCCCGGCUGCGAGUUUCACAGCUGAGCUGUACAGUGCGAGAAGGUUCAUCCUUAUGUGCACUUUGUACUUUCUGCUUAAUUUCAGGCACAGGCUGCAGACAGCUUGCUGGAGAUGCUGUCUUCCUGCAGUACAAUGCGUUGCUAAUGCAGCUGUGUGAGCAAACUCCUCUUAAGAGCAUGGAAGCUCUGCCAACAAAAAUGUGUUUUCCUGUUGUAGCUUAAAUUCCCUGAAUGAGGCAGGCUACAACGGCAAAAACCUCCUUUGCUGGUGUAAUUCUAUGGUCAGGAUUGCCUCCCAUCAGUCCUCGGAGGGAGGAAUUUGUCUUGCACUCAUAAUCAGCAUAGCUGUGCAGCAAAACUGCGUGCAGACCGAGCCAGCAGGGCACAGCACUGAGCGGCUGUGGGGUAAGCAAUCCAUCUGUUCCUGGGACUCUCCUGCUGCUCUCGCUGUUCCACUGAUGUCGGUCCUGGAGUCUCGAGGGGAGGGGAGAGGGGCAGUGCAUGCAGCUCCAGCUGCUGGGCUCAGUGUUUGCAGUGCUGUAUUUGUCCCCUCCAGCUGGAGCGGGCAGGGAUGCAGCCCCGCAGCCAACUCCGCGUCCCCUCUGCACAUCUCUCCCUGGCUCUCCCGUGUGGCCAGGACACUGCCCUGCUCCCCGUGGCCGUGCUGGGCAUUUCCAGCAUGUUGGGACAGGUGGGGGCACAGCACGGGGCAGCCGUCCCGCAGGGUGCAGCCGGCUCAACGCCCGCGCUCCGAGCCGCGUGCCAGCAGCAGAGCGUGCAUCCCAUCCUCGUGCCAGCGAGGCAGAGGAACAGCCAGCAGAUUUCCUGGCUGGACUUCGGCUGGCACCCGGCAAGGGGAAGCCAAAGCCCCCGCGUUGUUUACCAUCCGCGGAGGACACCACGUUUCCCCGGGUGGCUCGACGCUGAGCAGUGCAGCGGUCCUGUUUUGGGGGUUUCCAGCAGCAGUGGUGCCCUGUGGGUCCCGGCUGAGGGCAGCCCCGUGUGCCUGGCCCUGCCACGUGGCUGUGCAGGAGCUCACCCUGGCCUCAGCAGCAGCUGGUCCCACAGGGGUAAGGUAUUGAUCCCAGGUUUUAACUGAGGCCAGUGAAUGUCAGAGCAAUUAAGGGAGAAAAAAUAUCAUGUGGCUUCUGAGGGAUGAGGGCUGCUUUCCUUCUGGAGAAGGAAAGGAAAGGCUGGGAGCUUUCUUACAUAGGGGCUCUGAAGGCAGGCUUGAAGGGUCAGCAUGGAUAUUUGACCAUGGAAACUGCAGGUGAUGUACUGAAGUUUUGCCUAAACUUUCUGGAAUUAACUCUCUUUGUAAAUCUACCAGUGUUUAUUUUUUAAAUUCGGUAGCUUUUUAGUGGCAGUGCUUUUCCUUUUCUCUCUCCUUUUUGUGAGAGGAGAGUGGACUGUCUAAGGGACCAAACCUGUUUGCUCCAUUUCCCUAUCUGCUCUCAGAUAUUUGACAUUUACUGUGAAACGAGCCCCCGGCUCGAGCCCUGAUGGUUCCUCGCAGGGGAUCCUCAGAGGUCAGGCAGCAAGAGGGAGCAGCUUUCUCUGUCCUGACAAACCAGCCAGGUACAGACGGCGACCCCACUGCAGCCUUGCCACGUGUGGAAGGACCUCAGCAUAUUGAACCUUAUCUCAAAACUAAAACCCACUGCAUAGCUGACAAACCACAGCCUGGCCCUGCUGCACCCAGGGGCCCAGCCGUGCCAUGGGCAGCAGCGUGCGACUGCUUCCUGCAUGUGCCAUGCUCGGGCAGCGCUGCCGCUCCAUCGCGGUCCUGCCGGGCCUCUGUCCUGCCAGGGAAGUGAGCUGGUGCAGUUUGUGUUGUUUUGCAGAAAGGUGUUAAGCUGCCUGGUAGCAGCUGCUGAAGUUCAGGUUGGAUGCUCUGACAGUGAGCGUGCAGCCCCUGCUGCCUCCUUGUGCUUGUUCUGCUGCAGUGCUCCCUCACAGCUUCCUAAUUUUGGAGCCAUGGGGCAGAUGGGCCAUGAGCAUCCACACGCUGUGCAGGACCACCUGUGUCCUGAAGAGCUUCUGCCUUUGGCUCUGUCCUCACGGUGUUCCACAUGGAAAUGCUGUCUUGUGGUGAUGCGGGGUGCCUGCUGGCAGGGGUCUGCUCCUCCCAGCAGAGCUACACUGGGGGCUACGGGGGCAGCAUCUCAACAGUGGGGGGUUCCUUCUUCCAUCACGCAGGACCUCGCAGCCCUGGCUCAUGCUGGCCUUGGGGACGAGGCUGGUGCUGGAGAAGGACGGUCUGUGGGACCAGGCUCUACAGGCAAGGCUGGCAGCACCUGCUUCACUGCUUGUUCUUCGUCUUUAUAAUCACGUAAUUAAAGCAAUUAAAAGGUGAUUACCGACUUGUUCUGCUCUAUGGCAGGAUUAAAGGGCUGCAAAAUCUUUUACAGGUGGCACAAAUUGUCCUUUUUGAAAGGUGAGGUGGAGCUGGGGCUCUUCUAUGGAUGAUACUUUGCCAAGUGUGGGGGAGCCCCUGAGUUGCCAAACAUGAAUAAAAACCAUAUUGUCCUCAGGUCUGUGCUGUGGGGCUGUGCAUGGGCCUCCGAGUCCUGGCUGCACGUGUCUGUUUGGAACUUGCCUCUGGCCCUGCUGCUGCUUUGGUCUCAGCUGCCAUUCGCGCCUGAAAGGCAUGAGCUGGAACCCGUGUUUGCUUAAAAUUAAGAGAUGGAAUGGGAGACGCUUGGGAGAGGAGAUGCCAGAGAUUUGGGGAGCCCUCAGCUUAUGGAAGGGAAAUGUGGGGUAACUCCAUGUCUGGGAGCCAGACACCCAGCCCUUCCAGAGAUGUUUGCUUGGUGCCGUGACCGCCACGGUCAGCACAGGGGGUGCCGGGCAGCCGCUCAGGGCUGAUCUAGCUGUGCUGCUGCUGAGAAGCUAGGAAGCAGGAGUAAGUCAAGUCAGUGUCCUCAGUGCUCAUCCUGGUCUGGCACUGUUCCUCAGGGAUUUUAAGGUGCUUCCCAGAGAGCUGUGUGAGACCUGAUGUCCCCUGUCACAGCGGGGGAUAAGGGGCACGCAGGGGGUGGGAGCAGGGACAGGAGCAAGUCCCUGGUGGCUGAGACGUCCAUUCUUUGGCAGAACCACAAGGGCGUUUAGGCCAAAGCAGUGGCAUGCUACCUCCUCCCCAGGCAGUUCUGGGGCAGGAAAGCCCUGCUGGUGCUGGUGCCCAGUCCGCAGCUCCUGGGUCAGCAGUCUGGAUUGCCCGGAGCUGAUUCUGUGAGGUUUUAUGGUUGGGAUUUGUUUGUCUCCCUUGGAAGAGCUGUGGCUUUUUUGUGCUUGCAGAUGCCAAGUGGUUCCAGCUGGGGAGGCUGGGUGUUCUGCAUCAGGCAUUUGCUGCUUCCCAUCGGGGACAGGGGAAAAGGCAUGUGAGUGACGAGGCACCGAUGGGCCUGACUUGUCCUGGGUGUCCUGAGACUUUGUGGGUCACCUUCCUUCGAGUAAGCAUUAAAAGGAGGGCUUGGGUUUUGGAAGUAUUUGGAAUGCAUUUGAAACCCAUUUGGGCACAGGCAGAGCCCGUCCAGCUGGGUGCUGGCCACCCAGAGGCGGUGAGCAAUAGCUCGCUCCUCCUGCAAAACCAGUAUUCCUGGUGGACGGUGUAAAACUGGUGGAUUACUUUUUUUCUGGUGUUCCCUCGGCCUUUUCCCCUGCCAGCCCCUUCACUGGUGUCCCUGUUUCCCUCUUUGACCUCGCACCACAAGGACUUGCCACACACGUUGCCCCCUCGGCACUGGGUCAGGGGGGCAGCAGUCUCCUGCUUCGCGCCGUGCCUCGCAGGCAGCGGCGUUCGCUGUCAGCAAACUGCCGGGGCUGCCGGUCGAGGAGCUGCGGAGUGCCAGAGGGGCCCUGCGACACCACGGCUGCCUGCGCUAAUUAUGGACAUACGAGCUAAUUGCAGAGACUGUUAAAUACCGCGUGGUUCUCCUCCAGAUGCCAGACCCAAUUGGUCCCGGACUGAUGUGAAUACCUGCUGAGCCUCCUCAAAUGCAGCUGCAUGCACGUGGAGCCAGCUGCCCCCAGGAGGCACCAAGGUGUGCCAGAGCCUGAUGGCUCCCGGUGCCCUGGUCACCAGGGCACGUGCUGCAUCAUGCAGGGCGGUGUGGAGAUGCCAUCCUUGCUGCCUGCAGAGGCUGCAGUGUCACCGGAGUUGGUUUUCCUGAAUCCUUAGCAUGCAGUUAUGUGUUUCAGCCUGUUCUGCCUUAUCUGUGCAGCCCUCUACCCUUCUCCGGUGGUCACGUGCUCUCCUGGCUUAUUUAAAUGAUAAAGACCCAGUGCUUUGCAGGAAGGGGUGAGGGUCCUGAGCUGUGAGCCCGUAGGAGCAUGGCUUGGGCACCCCACUUCCAAAGGGACAGCCUGUGGCAACUUUGCCAGCUUGAAAAUAAAUAAUGGCGAGGAAGAAAAAGCAAAAUGUCCUCCGCUCAUCUGCACUUGCAGCUCAGGCUGCUCCAAGCUAUUUAUGGCUCUUGGCCGUGGUGGCUCGAUGUGCGUGCAGCGUUGGCGCUGAUCCUGCAGCCUGGGGGCACGGCCCCGGUGGCCUCACGGAGGGGUCUCGCCAGGACCCUGCAUCACAGCGUGGCUGUUACAGGGUGAGGGGGGUCCCUGCGAGGGGCAGACCCCACAGCAGUGGUUGGGACACGGUACCUGCCGCCUGGUAACUCCGGCUGUGCCGGGCUCUUCUUGCUCUGUUGCCCAGACGGGCCAGGUGUAGCUGUGCAGCAGGACUGGGGAGAUGGGGACGUGGGCUUGGUGGGAGCAAACCCAGCGUUCCCCUUCCCAUCACCUCCUGCCCUCCCCUUGGCUGCCCUGCUGCAUCUCCUGCGUGCCCGCCGCCCUCCUGGAGCCACACCAGUGUUCAAACCUUUGCCUGCUUCCUGCCCAACCUGUUUCAGGCAUUUCCCCGCGGAGCCACCCUUUUAAAUAACAAAGCAGCAGUCCUGCAGUGCCUCUGGCUUGGAGAAACAUUAACGAGGGGAGGUGUCGGGGCUGGGGAUGGUGUCCAGGCUGGCACUCAGCCUCUGCCGCUCCACGCUGGGCUCCCGUCAGGACGUGUGAUAGCAGCAGCAGCUCCCGGGGUGUGAAGACGGCUGUCCUGGCUGAUGCGGCAGGGGCGAUGUGGGGAAGAUGAUGGAUUUCCUACGGGGCCUGCUGUCUGCAGAAUUCUUCGAAAUGCUGGAGAAAAUGCAGGCACCAAAACUUGAAGAACAGAGAACUGGAAGCCAAAAGCAUAAGGAAGACUACAUCCCGUACCCCAGCAUCGAUGAGAUCCUCGAGAAGGGCAGCCCCUACCCACUGAUCAUCCUGCCCCAGUUUGGGGGAUACUGGAUCGAAGACCCGGAAAACCUUGGCACGCCCACCUCGUCCGACAGCAGCAUCUGCGAGGAGGAGGAGGAAAACCUCAGCCCCAGCACCUACGGGUACAAGCUGGAGUGCAAAGGAGAGGCCAGAGCCUACAGGAAGCAUUUUCUGGGGAAGGACCAUUUAAAUUUUUACUGUACGGCCAGCAGCCUGGGAAAUCUGAUUCUUUCUAUUAAGUGUGAGGAGGCAGAUGGCACUGAAUACUUAAGGAUUAUACUCAGGUCCAAAGUGAAGACAUUGCAUGAAAGGAUCCCUCUGGCAGGAUUUAGCAAGCUGCCUAGCAUCCCACAGAUUGCAAAGGCCUUCUGCGAUGAUGCCUCCGGACUGAAGUUUAACCCAGUUCUGUAUCCCAAGGCGUCCCAGAUGAUAGUGUCUUACGAUGAACACGAAGUCAACAACACAUUCAAGUUUGGUGUGAUCUACCAGAAGUUCAGGCAGACCCAGGAGGAAGAGUUGUUUGGCAAUAAUGAGGAGAGCGCUGCCUUCAAGAACUUCUUGAAUUUGUUGGGAGACACCAUAACGCUGCAGGACUUUAAAGGUUUUCGAGGAGGCCUGGAUGUCAGCCACGGGCAGACGGGGGCCGAGUCUGUGUACACCAUGUUCAGGGACAGGGAGAUCAUGUUUCACGUCUCUACAAAGCUGCCUUUUACUGAAGGAGAUACGCAGCAGCUGCAGAGGAAGAGACACAUUGGCAAUGACAUUGUGGCAAUUAUCUUUCAAGAAGAGAACACGCCGUUCGUCCCAGACAUGAUUGCCUCCAAUUUCUUGCACGCCUACAUUGUUGUACAGGUGGAAAACCCCGAGACAGAUAACACAUCCUACAAGGUCUCCGUCACGGCCCGUGAGGACGUCCCCUCCUUUGGCCCGCCACUGCCGAGCCCGCCGGUGUUUCAGAAGAGCCCCGAGUUCAGGGAGUUCCUGCUGACCAAGCUCAUCAAUGCUGAGAACGCCUGCUGCAAGUCAGACAAGUUUGCAAAGCUGGAGGACCGAACGCGUGCCGCCUUGCUGGACAACCUGCACGACGAGCUCCACGGGCACACCCAGACCAUGCUGGGGCUGGGGCCUGAGGAGGACAAACUGGAGAACGGAGGGCAUGGAGGCUUUCUGGAAUCAUUCAAGAGAGCCAUCCGGGUGCGCAGCCACUCCAUGGAGACGAUGGUGGGCAGCCAAAAGAAGCACCACGGCAGUGGCAUCCCGGGCAGCCUGAGUGGGGGCAUCGCGCACAACAGCGGAGAGGUGACCAAGACCACCUUCUCGCCCCCCGUUCCAGCAGCCACAGCCAAGAACCAGUCGAGGAGUCCCAUCAAGCGCCGGUCGGGGCUGUUCCCCCGCCUGCACACGGGGUCUGAGAGCCAGUCGGAGAGCAGGACAAGGUGUGACAGUGUUUCCGGAGCCCAGAAGACACCAGAUGUGGGACAUUCAUCACAAGAGAUGAAAUCUGAAACCUCAUCCAACCCCAGCUCCCCUGAAAUAUGCCCCAACAAAGACAGGCCAUUCAUCAAGCUGAAGGAGAACGGGAGGUCAAACAUCUCGCGCUCCUCCUCGAGCACCAGCAGCUUCAGCAGCACGGCGGGGGAGAGCGAGACGCUGGAGGAGUACGACAGCGUGGGAAGCCAGCCAUCCACGGCAUCGCCCUUCAAGCAGGACGUGUUUGUCUACAGCGCAUCGCCUGGCAGCGAGAGCCCGAGCAUGGGGGCCGCGGCCACCCCAGUCAUCAUGAGCAGGAGCCCCACAGCAGAUAUAAAGAACAGAAACUCUCCAAGGUCAAAUCUGAAGUUCCGCUUCGACAAGCUCAGCCACGGCAGCUCCAGCACGAGCCACUAGCAGGAGAAAGAAGUCAAGAACUUUUCAGCGAGAAUUUUUGUUCCAGUAAAGGGAAAACUAUUCACCACCCAGUGGGAACGCGCACGCCCUGCACUAACAGCGAGGUCCCCUCGCCGCUGCAGCUGAACCCUGCGCCGGGAGGAAGCCGUCACCGUCACCAUCACCGUGCAGCCGCUCCUGUCCUCUGGCAGAGACCCAGCCACCCUGCCCCAGCCGAUGGCGUUGCUAGCUCAAGGGCACUCUGCCCCCUGCCCCAGGAGACUCCUGCCCACCUACCCCACGUCCCCCCUGCAGUGCCGGGUGUGCUGCGGCGCUGGGGCCAGGUGAGUGCCAUGCCUCUGCCCCAGUGGGAGACCCGCACCCUGCGGCUGGGGCACCAGCACUAGCCUCCCCCUGAGGCUGGCCUGCCCAUCCCAGGGUGCGGGAGGGAGGCCAGGCGGACCCCCCACGAGGUUUGGGGGUCUCCUCCCUGUAUGUGUAGUAUCAGUGCGGAAACACUUUCUUUUUGUAUUUUUCCUUUUGGAAGGGCAGGCGGUCAGGGCACAGUUAGGGGUUUCAGCGGCGGGCGGUUGCGGUGGCUUUCUCCCCAUUGUUGCUCUCCUCUGCCAAGGGUCGGGAGGCAGCAGGGCAAUGCUGCCUGGCACAGGGCUGGCGGGGCAGCAGCACAGGACCUCAUGAGCUGCCUUCUCUUCUCCUCCCGACCAGCUCUGCUCCUUGGGUUGCAAAUUUUCAAGGCAAAUGCAGCCUCGUGUCCCGUGCCUCCUCAGGUGCUGGCACAGGAGGCAGCUGGGGUUGACUUGUCCUCUCUUGGCAGCUCAGGAGAUGGCUUAGGUGGCCUCUGUGUUUUUUCGCUGACCAAAACUCCAAGCAUGGGCCUGGAAAAGAUUAACCAAAGCUAAAGCUGUACUAUAACUAAAUACUAAAACUGGCACUUGGAGUGGAUUUAUCCUGUGGGCUCUGCCUUAUCCUGUGUGUUAGCUUGCCAGGCAAACAUGCAUAAAGCGCCAGUGAUUUUUGAUGGCAUUGGGCUUUACCCCUUGCAGAAUUUGUCCCUCUGCUUUUGAACAUGCUUUUGUUUACUUUAAAAGAAGAGGAUUAUGAGUUCUGGAAGGUGACUUCCCUAUAACGCCCUUUUCCAAAAAAUACCUCUCUAAUCAUGCCACAGAAGUCCCUUUGCUCUUAUGGAGCUUUGUCUAAAGUUUACUGAAGUCUGUCCGCUAAUUUCAGGAUGCUCAUAGAUUUCCCUUAUGGAUUUUUUUAAAUAAUACACUGCAGUGCUGCAGAAGUGCAGCACUGCAUCUUGCCAUAAUCCAUAAUCUUUGCAAAAAACACCCCAUGAAAUAAGGUUCUUGAUUUCAAGUGAAAACUGUUUUGUCAGUUCACGAUUCCCAAUGAAAACAAAACUUCGAGUGCCAAAGUUAAUCUUAAACAGCAGGAGCUCAGAGGGGCACAAGUGUGUCUGAGCAGCUGGCCUGGUGGCUGCGGUGAUGCGCAGGGCGAGGGCUUGUGGCAGAAACCCACUGCCCCUGCCCCACCUCCUCCCACCUGGGCCAGAGCAAAACCAAGCUGAUCCGAACCGGCUGUGCUGAAUGAGGCUCUGCGUGGUACUGGGAAACAACUGGAAUGUGUGCUCCAAAUGGGUGCUCCCACUUGUGUGUGUGAUUUGCACAUUUGAAUAGAAAAGGCUGUAGCCCUCAUGGGAGAGGAAUCAGGUUAAAGAAGGAACCACAUUGCGGAAAAAGCAGAGAAUGCUUUCGCAGGCAUUGAGCGUGCUGUGGAGGAUCAGUAAAUACAAAUAACCAGCAAUGAUGACACUCCCUCAUGCUUUCAGUGAGUUGCUUUUAAAUAACAUUUAAAUCUUGAGAUUUUCUUUGAAAGAGGAAAAGCACAACGCAUUUAGCCCGGUCUGCAGCUAGCUCUGGAUGUCUCAGGUUCCAGAUACUUUGCUGUUCAGUUCUGCUGUCUGAUGAUGCUUCAGUAGCACUUUUAAGCCCAUCCCCAGUUCUUCCUCUUAGAAACUUGGUCUGGUUUUCUUAUGCCCUGCAGUGAAAUACUGACUGGUGCAAAACCUUGUUUUGAGGGUCUGUUUUUGUUUGUUCAUUUGUUUUUCUCCUAUGAAGUUGCUUGAUUCUAUAGAUGUCAUCAUUCGCAUGGGUGUUGAUCUCUGUGAGAUCUUUCAGCAGAAGAUGCAGUGGCUACUCUUGUCUGGGUUUUUCAUUUCUGAGUUGUUUUUUUUUUUCUUUUUUCUCACUUGAAACUGUGACUUUCCUUUUUGACCUAGGUCAAUUUGUAGAAUUAUUAGAAGGUGGUUAAAAGGCACGCAGGACAGUUUGAAGCUCCAGGGAGAGAGAUGCAACGUGUUAGAUGUGUCCUGAACCGUUCCAACCGGCUGGGAUGGCAGCAGGGCCGGGCAGACAAGGUCUGCCAGCUGCUCCUAUUCUUCCUGGGGCAGUUUCAAAAGUGCUGCUCAGAACUGGCUGUAAAACCAGCUGCAAGAUCCUAAAUAACAAUGGGCUUUUAAAGCUCCUGUCCCAGCCAAGCUCUAGUGCAGCUUCUGCCUAUCUGCCCUGCCCUGCAGCCCUGUGCAGCAUCCCUUUCAGUUCUGGGAUUGUCCUAGGUCACCCUGCAGCAGCGCUGGGGACUGCUGAGCAGUUGUGUUCAACCUCGGAGGCAUUUGCACUCCAGCACGGGGUGAAGAUGUUCCUGCAUAUAUAUUGCAAAAUGUUUUGUGCUUAUAUGUGACACACACACAUACAUAUACAUAUAUAUAUAUAUAACAGAAAGGAUCUCUUGCUGACACUAACUGGUGGGGCAGUGCACGUCAGAGCUCGGCAGCUCCUGCCUACUGCUGGUGCUGGUGCUCUGCGGCACGGAGGAGCCCAGCAUGGGGCUGCUGGGGGCUGCCCAGGAGGCCUCGGGGCCGCUGCUCCACAGGCUCAGCAGUCGCAGCCCAGGGCUUAGGGCUGCAGCAGGGAUGCCCAGUGUCUGAGCCUCGGGGCAGCGGUUUGCCUGUCCCGUCUGCACUGUUUACAUGCACGCAGCUCAUACCAAACUCAGAAAUGAUGCUGCACAGCGAACACCGGAGGUAGGACCGCAGCUCGGGGAGGCUCAGGGGGAGUUCCCGGCUCUGUAGGACAGGUCUCUGCUGUCCGGGUGUUUGCUUCCCUUUUUCCCUGGAUUUCGGUGCCCUGGUUACUCCUGCUGCACCCUGCCUCCUGCUUGGCACAGACUUGCUGGCUACCCUGCUGAGGGGCAGGCCCAGGCCCAGGCCCAGUUCUGCCUCCCAGGACCAGUGUCAGGGCUCAGGGCUGUGCCAUGCACGCCACAAGCCUGCAGGGAUGUGUUGCAGUCCCUCGUGCGCAUCCCUGCCCACCCCACAGCCCCCCGGGGCACUGCAGGGCCCGUCCUAAGGGCGAGGGUGCGCGGGAGGCGCCAGCACCACCGGCCUCCUUGAGGGCUCCCCCAAGCCAAGCACAGGGUUAUGCUCAAGCACAACGUGAAAGUGCUUUUUUUUCUGGGUGAAGAGUGAGGGUGCUAAGCACAGAGUCAGUUUCUUUCCAGGGUUUUGGGGGUCUUCAGGAAUGGCAGCUGAAGGGGCCAGGUUACUUCCUUGACAUAACUGGGCUUGUUAACCCUGACUGAGGAUCUGGCUCAGAGGUUUCUCGGCUGUCUUUGUCUUGACUGCAAGAGGUGGUUAGCACUGAUAACUGCUCUUAAAGGCAGUGGCUGGUGUCAGAGCUCAGCACCUCUGCAGAUCACACCUUGCACUCAUGCUGCUUUGCUUAUGUUCCAACUCUGUCCACUAGAGCUGGUCAAGAAGCUCUCAUUUCUGAAUCUUAGAGCAUGCUUUCAUUAUGUUUUAAUGAAUGUAGCACUGCGUAUACCCUGCAAAGGAAAAUGCUGAAUUUAUAUCAUUAGAAUGUGAAGAGAGUUUAUAGAGUGAAAAAAAAAUCUUGAAGAAAUGUAUCUGACAAAAGUUUAUUUUUUAUGUAGAGAGGCGGUGCUUUGUAGUUCCUGGUGGCCUAUGUCUGUUGUAAAUAAUGUACAUUUAAUUUAUUGCUAUGGUAGCAGAUUGUAUUUGUUAUGUAUAAAACUAAAGGUUCACAAAUGUAUAUUUUGUUGCUUAAAUGUGUCUUUGCAAAAUUCACAAUAAAUAACAUAUUUUGUGUC